CAAAAAUAAGCAACAGAAAGCCUUGUUCUCUUAUUUAAUUUAAAUAUAUUCUAAAUGCCAAUUAUCGCGCACGGAUAAUCCAAUUAACAAAAUGGGUCUGGAGUUCUUCUUUAAGUUCGGCUAUGCGUUUCUAACCAUAACGCUCAUUAUCAUGAUAUGGAUGUCCUUAGCGCGUGCCUCGUUGUUCAGUCGCGAGAUGGAGGAGACUCGCUACCCGCCGUGCACAUACAAUGUGAUGUGCACAUGCUCCAAAUCCUCGACAGAUCUGGGCAUUGUGCAUUGCAAGAAUGUGCCAUUCCCUGCACUGCCGCGCAUGGUUAACCAGUCCAAGGUUUUCAUGCUGCACAUGGAAAACACGGGCCUGCGCGAGAUCGAGCCCUACUUUCUACAGUCGACGGGCAUGUAUCGACUUAAGAUAUCGGGCAAUCAUUUGACUGAAAUACCAGAUGAUGCCUUUACCGGCUUGGAGCGAUCCCUGUGGGAGCUCAUAUUGCCACAAAACGAUCUAGUUGAGAUACCCUCAAAGUCGUUGCGCCACCUGCAAAAGCUGAGAGUUCUGGAUCUAUCGCAAAAUCAUAUAACGACCAUUCACCACGAUUCGUUUCGUGGGUUGGAGGAAUCGCUGCAAACUUUGAUUCUGGGCGAGAAUUGCAUUUCCAUGCUCAUGUCGCACAGUUUUUCGGGUCUUCUCAAUCUGGAGACCUUGGAUUUGAGCGGCAAUAAUCUAUUUGAGAUUGAUCCGAAUGUCUUUGUGGAUGGCAUGCCUCGACUGACGCGUUUACUGCUUACGGACAAUAUACUGUCGGAGAUACCCUAUGAUGCUCUGGGCCCGCUGAAGAGCCUGCGUACCUUGGAUAUAUCACACAAUGUGAUUUGGUCACUGAGCGGAAAUGAGACCUACGACAUAAAGGCUAGCACCAAACUGAACCUGGACAAUCUGCACCUGGAGUAUAAUCACAUAGAAGUGCUGCCGCCGAACUCGUUCAAGUAUUUCGAUACAGUCAAUAGAACCUUCUUCGAUGGCAAUCCCAUACAUACGCUUAAGGACGAUGCCUUCAAGCCAGCUCGGAUACGUGAGAUUUACAUGCGCUAUUGUGGUCUGACCAAUAUCUCACCCAUGGCUUUCGAUAGUCUGGUGAACAGUUUACAGAUUUUAGAUCUGUCUGGCAACAAUUUAACCAAGCUGCAUCACAAGCUCUUCAACAAUUUCGAUGUCUUGAGGGUCAUUAGCAUGCGCGACAAUAAGAUCAAAAUCCCGAAGCCCACCGAAACGUUUAAUGCCAUGCACUAUACGCUGCUCAAGCUGGACCUGAGUGGAGAUCGCAAUGAUCCAACCAAUUUGCAAACGCUACGCAAUAUGACCAGAAUGCGGAACAUGCGCUCGCUGUCCAUUUCGCGCAUGGGCACUACCUCUGUGGGUCCGGAGGACUUCAAGGACUUUGGCGUCGAGCUCGAGGACUUGCAGAUAACACGGGCCAGCCUCUCGGGCAUUCAGUCGCAUGCCUUCAAGCACGUCCGUGGUCUGAAGCGAUUGGACUUCAGUGAGAAUGGAAUCUCCAGCAUUGAGAACGAUGCUUUCCAUGAGAUUGGACACUCUCUCAUUUCGCUAAAGAUGGCUCAUGGCUACUCCGGCAGUGCCCUGCCCGCCGAGCCUCUGCGCCAUUUGACCUCCCUGCAGGAGCUGGACUUUAGCAACAAUCACAUUAGCACCAUGAGCGACACGAGCUUCCAUUUUCUGAAGAACUUGCGUUUGCUGGAGCUGCACGACAAUCGCAUUGAGCAGGUGCUCAAGGGCACCUUCCAGGGCGACAUACACUCCAAGCUGGAGGAGAUCUCGCUGCGUUUCAAUCAUCUCACAUCCAUCUCGCAGCACACGUUCUUCGACCUGGAGGCGCUGCGUAAGCUGCAUCUGGAUGACAAUAAGAUUGACAAGGUGGAGCGACGCGCGUUUAUGAACCUGGACGAGCUGGAGUAUCUGAGUCUGCGCGGCAACAAGCUGAGCAAUUUGGCCGAUGAGUCCUUCCAAAAUCUGCCCAAGCUGGAGAUACUGGACAUGGCGUUCAACCAGCUGCCCAACUUUAACUUUGACUACUUCGACCAAGUGGGCACCUUGUCGAAUCUGAAUGUGAACGUCAGCCACAAUCAAAUCAAGCAGCUGAUGUACAACUCCUCCUGGAGUGGCCGCAAUGAGCAUGGUGGCAUGUAUCACUCGAAUAUCAAGAUAUUGGAUUUGUCGCACAACAACAUCUCCAUCAUAUUUCCUGGCUACUUCCGACCCGCCGAGAUCUCGCUGACCCAUCUGCAUUUGGGCUACAACUCGCUCAUGAACACCACCCGCGACGUCUUUGGUAACAUGCCGCAUCUGCAAUGGCUGGAUCUGAGCUACAAUUGGAUACACGAAUUGGAUUUUGAUGCCUUUAAGAAUACCAAACAGCUGCAGCUCGUCUACUUUGAUCACAACUACUUGACUGACAUACCCCAGGAUAUAUUCAAGCCCGUUCAUAGCCUGCGCAUUGUGGACUUUUCCCACAACAAGCUGCGUGGCUUGCCAGACAAUUUGUUCUACAACGGCGGCAUGGAAAAAUUGGAUGUCUCGCACAAUAUGCUACUGAAGAUACCAUCCUCCUCGUUGUCCAGCUUGGCUGCUUUGACUCUAUGCGAGCUGCAUUUGUCCAAUAAUUUUAUCUCUACCAUACACAGCAUGGAUUUGUCCAAUAAGUUUAGGUCUCUACGUUACUUGGACAUCUCCUACAACUAUUUGCUGCGCAUAGACGACGCGGUAUUUGCCACGAUGCCCAAGCUAGCUGUUCUGGAUCUCUCACACAAUCGUGAUCUUAAGGUUAUGGACAAAUCAUUCAUGGGUCUGGAAACAUCGUUGAUUAAGCUCGGCCUGGAGAAUGUAUCGCUAAGCACAGUGCCCGAAAUACGCCUGAAAUAUCUGCGCGAAUUCCGACUGGGCUACAAUGAGCUGCCCUCCAUUCCGCAAGAGCUGGCUAGUAAUAUGACCAAUCUACGCAUGCUGGAUCUGUCCAACAAUGACUUGACCAACGUGCCCCUGAUGACGCAAUCCCUGCCUCAUUUGCGUCGUCUGAUGCUGUCUGGCAAUCCCAUUACCUCGCUGAACAACAACAGCUUCGACGGCGUGAACGAGGACCUGGAAAUGCUGGAUAUAUCCAAUUUCCGUUUGCACUACUUCGAGUAUGGUUGCCUCGACUCGCUGCCCCAUCUGCGCUCGCUCAAGCUAACCGCCUACUCGCACCUCGAACACUUCAAUAUACCCCAUCUGCUGCGCCAUCAUCACAAUAUCCGUGAGCUCUGGAUUGAGGCCCCGCAGCCCUUUACACGCAUCGUUAAGAAGGGCUCAGGACCAACGCAGGAGAUGCAAACCCUGCAGCUGGGCAUGCCCACAGAUCUGCAGCGCGAAAUGGAGGGACAUCUGCCCUCCAAGCUGACCAACAUUACAUUCAGUGGACCCCAAUUCACAAAUCUCAAUGAGCACAUAUUGCGGGGCAUGCGUUCGCCUUACCUCUAUAUGCAGCUCUUUAAUACCUCGCUGCAAGCUCUGCCCCCGAACUUCUUUAAGCACAUGGGUCGCGUUCGAAAUAUAUCACUGGACAUACGCUAUCACAAUCGCAACUUGAAGAAAAUACCCAAUCCGAAUACGGGCGCCGUGCCUUAUCUGCCAAACAGCGUUUUCCUUACCGAUCUCAAGAUGUCGCAUACGGAUCUCAACUGCGAUUGCGAUUUGGGUUGGGUGGAGUUCUGGCAGCGCAAGCGUCGUCAAUAUAUUUGCUCUUCGCAGACCUGGACCGAUACGGUGUUCCGCACCUUUAUGAAUUCACCUUGCCAGGUGUACGGUAGACACAAUUGCGACGACCACGACGACGAUCUGCGCGAGACGCGAUGUGAUAAUAAAGGCGGACAGCAGCUACUUGAGGCUCUGAAGUUCGAUCUGGAGUGCGGCUGGGAUAAUGCCAAUUGUCGAGAAACUGCCUUGGUUAUAGUUGCCGUUUGCUUGGCAUUUGUGUUCUGGAUGUGACUUCUGUACUUUGCAUAUAAGACGUCCACCGACUUUUACAAUAUUCUAGAGAAGGUCUAUGGCAGACAAGUCAUUUAAGCUCUUGCCAACUGCAACAUCUAGAAUUUAAGCGUGAUGAGAGACUUUGUUUCAAUACCUUGUUUUUGUUUGUUCUGCUUUUCAAUCCUUUUUACCGAUCUUUAGAGUCCUUGGUAACGCCUUAUAUGUAGUAACCCACCACAUACUCCAGACACUCCAUACUCCAUAAACACCAUUUGCACUCUUCUACUCAUUUCAGUUUGUAGUAAUUAUUCUAUUAAGCACUUAUCUUAAUUUAUUUUCUAUAUAAUCCUACCAUAUUUAUAUCUAGAACUACUUAAGUUAAGUCACGUCGCUGCUUAAACAAUUUCAAUUGAAAGUCUGUAAAAUGUUUCAUAAACAUAAUAAAUAUUUACGAUAGGUUAA
This is a messenger RNA of Drosophila navojoa, 4483 nucleotides long. RefSeq names its product leucine rich repeat containing G protein-coupled receptor chaoptin (gene chp). The record is from RefSeq and is a predicted model, not a curated record. Gene Ontology annotation, molecular function: protein binding. Lineage: Eukaryota; Metazoa; Arthropoda; Insecta; Diptera; Drosophilidae.